Vidua chalybeata is the source of this 3465-nucleotide messenger RNA. Its product is annotated as KIAA1614 ortholog. The transcript has 10 exons. NCBI's taxonomy places the organism in Eukaryota, Metazoa, Chordata, Aves, Passeriformes, Viduidae. Gene Ontology annotation, molecular function: protein kinase C binding. The record is from RefSeq and is a predicted model, not a curated record. Gene Ontology annotation, biological process: regulation of cellular localization; establishment or maintenance of cell polarity; centrosome cycle. Gene Ontology annotation, cellular component: nucleus; apical plasma membrane; cell cortex. Bases 36 to 2912 code for a protein of 958 amino acids.
UUCCAGCCCUCUCCCGAUGCUGCUCCGGGGGACUCAUGGAGAGGAGCCCUCCCGCUGAGGCGCGGCGCCUGCCGCGGCCCCCCAAGCAGCAGACCCAGGGCGGCCGCAGCCCUGUCCCGCUGGAGCGCCCCGAGGCCGCCCGCGGCCCCCACGCCGUCCUGGAGGGCAAGGUGAAGGCGCUGAAGGAGAAGCGGGGCGGGCGGCCGGGGACCCCCGCGGCUGCCCCCGAGCGUCCCUCGUCAAAGAAGCCGCGGCCCCGGCGGGGGAAGCCGGGGGCAGAGGCGGUGGAGCCGCGGGCGCAGCUCCGCACCUACCUGACGGACGGGCUGCUGGACGGGGGCGCGCCCGGCAGCGCCCCGGCACCCCCCGCCGGCACUCCGGAGCUCUGGAGGGUCCCGGGGCCCAGGGGAGAUGUGCCGGGAGGCGCCGAGCUCCCCCCGGACAAGGGCAGCAGGUCUUGGCACUGUGCCUCCCUCCAUGAGAGACCCUCCCUGGAUGAAGAGGCUCGAACCCCGCUGCGGGACCGGGGGCGUCCCUCUGUGCCCGCCCCCGCGGCGGAGAGCUGGGAGAGGCUCUCGCUGGCUGAGCGGGUGGAGAGGAACCGGCGGCUGCUGCAGGAGGUGCUGGGCCUUGCUGCUCCCGAGAUGCCAGCGAGCGAUGGGGACUGGGACUCGGGGGUUUCGCUGCAGGAUGCUGAGAGCUGCAGGGCCUUUGUCGCCGGGCAGGAGCUCGAGCUGAGCCCGCGGCACGAGCAGGCCAAACAGCUGCUGCAGCGCGCCCGCAUGAAGGCUCGGACGAACCCGCUGCGCGCCAGCCACGACAUCCUCCUCGUCCCCACCGCCGUCCCACAGCCCAGGGAGCCCAGCGGGAGGCCGAGCGUCGCCCCGCGGGACGGCGGGAGCCUGAGCGACUCGUCCAGCGGGGAGUCGAGCUGCGGGCGGCCGCGACGGUCGCGGGGACCGUCCCCGUCCCGCGUCCGCUUCGAGGACGAGUCGGCCCGGGACGCCGAGGUGCGGUACCUGGAGCGGCUGCAGCUGCGGCACCGGCGGGCGCUGGGCUCGGCGAUCACCUCGCCGGAGCCGGCCGGCAGCAGGCAGCCGGGGGACGGCGCUGGCCAGCCCAAAGCCCGCAGUGGCGACCUCGUGGCCGGCGGCAAGUGCAGCGCCUGCGGCUCCUUCCUUGGUGCUGCCGCCGGCCGGGGCACGGACACGCGAGCUGCCUCCGACCUGGCCAAAAGUAGCCCUGCGGCACAAAGAAGCGUCCCAGGGGAUAGCAGAGGGCCUAGCGCUGCCCAGACAGAGCCUAAAAUCAGGCCUCUGGGCCCCGGAGGGUCCCCGCUGUGGAUCCUGCCCUCCCGGCAGCGCAUCCACACCGAGAAGAUCAAGGAGACUUACAUCGGGGAUGUCACCUACAUCGACGAGGUGGACUCGGCCCUGGAGAGCACCGACACCUCCGACGGCUGCCGGACGGACAGCGAGGAGGCAGGACCCCGCAGCCCCCACCUGCGGGGGCACCGGGACCCCCGCACUCGCGGGCACAGAACUCCCCGCACUGCCCCGCAGCCAGAGGCGAGGGCCAGGAAGGGGACGUGUGUGGCCAGCGGUGGCCCCGAGGAUGGGGACUCGGGUCCGGGGCCUGUUUGCCCCCCACCACCGGGAAGAGCCAGCAGCCGGGAAGAUGGGGAACCCCAUCGACAUCUGGGGGGCAGCAAGGGAGUGGGGAACACAGCUCGCCCACCACAGCAGUCCAGCGAGCCCCUGGAGCCUUCCUCGCAGCUGAGGACCAGCACCCCCAUCCCAGGCACCCACGUCCCUGCUCCCCCUCCUACCAAGAAGGCCUGCGCCCAGGUACCUUGCAGGAAAGCCCUGUUCUCCAGCAGCAGCCGCCAGGCGCCGAGCCAAAGAGUCCGGGGCCCGGAGCCGGAUGCUGGCAGCGCAGCCCCACCGCAGCCCGGGGGCACGGCGGGGCCGGCCGAGCGGCGGAGUCCCUGCAGCCCCAGGUGGCUCCCGGGGAGCCCCCUCCGUGCCUUGUCCACCAACAACUGCAACAACACCCACGGGCAGGACGCCCCGGGGACGGGCAGAGGGACACUGUCACACCCCGCUGCCAGCCCUGUCACUGCCGUGCCCCCGGAGGCUGCUCAUCCUGCCGGGGAAGGUGCCGGGAUUUCGGGAGCGCAGCCACAGCGCCAGCCGGCCGGGAGUGCGGCGCACGGGGAGCCGGGACGGCCAGUGAGCCGCAAGGGCAGCAGCGCUUCGGCGUCGGGGCUGAAGAAGCUGCUGUGCAGCCUGAGCCAGAGCACCAAGCAGCGCCUGGGCCGCUUCCGCUGCUACAGCAUGGAGCAGCUCCCAGCCCCCGGCGGCUCCCCACCAGGCAGCCCUGCUGUCAAGAAGUCACCGUCCCUGCAGUCCCUGCAGCUGGUGUCACCCUUCUGCCAGCCCCAAAAGGCUGCCUCUAUCCAAAGCCUGCAUCCCCAACUGGGAAAGGCACCCCGUGCCAGUGCCUACCUCCUGCCCCAGACCACGGCCGACAGGAAGGGGGGCUCAGGGCCGCAGCGCUCGCUGAGCGUGGAGGACAUCGGGGCGCCCGGCCAGCUGCGCGCCGUGGGGCGUGUGGUUGAGGUCUUCCCUGAUGGCACCAGCCAGCUGGAGCUGCAGCGACCCCCCCAUGGCGUCUUCGGGUUCUCCGUCACCUCCGGCCACGGCCGGCCUGACACAGGUGUCUACGUGCAGGAGAUGGCGGAUGCUGGCACGGCCAAGCUCUACGCGGGGCUCCUGGGCGUGGGGGACGAGAUCCUGCAGGUCAACGGCGCGGCCGUCUCGGGGCUAGGGCUGGCGCAUAUCCGCGAGCUGCUGCUGCGCGCUGACAGCCUGUCCCUGCGCGUGCUCCGGCACCGCCCGGCGCCGCGGUAGCCCUGGCACGGCUCCUGCCAAGCCCGGCAAGAGGAAGAGGAUGUCCCAGUGGUGGGAGAAGGACCAUGUCCCACUGAUGUCCCAGGAGGCUGCAGAAUGGCACGGACCAAGCUGCCUCACAGUGCCAGGACCUGCCCGGCUCUACUGCAGUGGGGGCAGGUGGCUUUCCGUGUCCCCCUGGGAGUGUGGGACCAAGGACUCCCCCAGAGUAUCCAGGAGCUGCCCAGGUGUGGGGGACAGGGGACAGCCUGGCCCCAACAGAGCCAUGUGGGUGCAUCCUGCUGGGCACCGGGGUGACCAGCAUGGGGACACCCCAUCUCCGUGACCCCAGGAGCCAGAGGGCUUCCUGCCAGCACUGCCACCUUGUGCUGGAGGGCUGGUGGGGCUCUUUUAAAUUAUUUCAAACUGAAACCCAAAAAUACAUCUCUGCAAUAACAAAACAGUGCCCUUGGCUUGUGGCAUGGAGGGGCUGGUGGUGCUUGUGCCCGUGGGGCCUUUGCUACUUGUUUUUUCACAUGGCCCUGCUGCUCCACCAGCCAUCUCCUGACCAUGC